GUGUUUACAUUUUAAAAUAAUGUCAAAACUGUAUUUAUUCAUUUUAAAAUAAUUUUAAUAAUCAAGGUGAUUUAAAGUGGCGUCGGAACACCGAAAUAAAACUGCCACUGCAAUAAUGGACCAGGGUGAUACUCGGGGUGGUGAUAGACCAGGAAAUGGAGGUGCAGACAACACACAUCUACUCAUACAAUACGGCAUUUUAAUUGUUGUGGCGGUGAAUGUGGUAAACAUAGUGGGCGUUGUCUGGACGUGUGUCGGGGCGUUGGGCGCCCUGUGGCUCAUGAGACCCGACGAUAUAACACAUGUGUUAAACCAAUUGAGUAGUAGUGGUGGCGGCGACGGACACCGGGAGACUCGGACCCAGCCUCAGGACCGAUCGGCACAGUUACUACAGAGUGUACGCGACGAGCUAGGUGAUCACGAGUCACGAAUCAACCGUGUUCAUCGUGAAAAUAAGGCUAUUUUAAAACAGUUAAAAGCGCUGAACCGGCGCACUGACCCCGACUCGACCGUUGCCCGGCAACAGGUGGACAACGGGCGCAAGAUUGUUGAGUUGCUACAAAAACAUGAUGAUAAAAUUGAUGCCCUAAGCCGCACUGUUAGGGAACUGAAGCGCCGCCCCCGACAUAGUAGCCGCAGCUCGAGCUCGAGCUCCGACUCGAGUUGUGAGCGCAUAACUAAUAACACUUAUAAUAAUUAUAUUGAUAAUAGGAUGACCAACAAUCACUACGAGGACAAUAGUAUUAGUGUCAAAAUUGGCCCGAUUUCUGUGCCCUUACCGUUGCCUGCUAUAGCCGUGUGUUGGCUAACAGCCGGCGCUUACGGCACCUGUACUUAUAAACUGAGGACUGAGUUCACGGGCGCCACACAAGCGGAGUUUGAUUUAAGCGGUGAGACCGGCGACUGGGCUAUCGAUAUGGUGUUUGACGCUAAAGUUAAUCUCAAGAUAAUGAGCGGCGGGACAGUAAAAAGUGCCAGCGUUGACGAGCUUAAAUUCACCAUAGGUGGCGAGCAGUUAAAACCUGGUGAAACUCAUACGAUUUCCUACGAGGCCAGGUAUGAUGGAAAUCCGGGAGCUAAUCUUAUCAGCGCCACAUUUAAAGGCAAACCCAUUGAUAUUGGGCCGGUGUCUACUGUAUGGCCAGUCACUAUAGUGCCGGACGGAGAGCCGGGUCAUUACAACUACGGGGCUGUGAUUCACGCCUCCCUACUCUUCUAUGAGGCCCAGAGAUCCGGGAAAUUACCCACAGAUAAGAGGGUUCACUGGAGGGGAGACUCUAUGCUCGACGACGGCAAAGAUGUCGGCAAAGACCUGACCGGCGGUUACUUCGAUGCCGGUGAUUUAGUGAAGUUUGGUUUCCCAAUGGCCGCCUCUAUGACACUACUAGCGUGGGGUGUCGUCGACUAUCCGGACGCCUACCAAAAGGCCGGCGAAUUAGACAAUGCCCUGAAGGCUAUCAAAUGGGGCACCGAUUACUUCAUUAAAUGCCACACGAGUGAUACCGAGUUUUACGGACAGGUGGGUAAUGGCAAUGAGGACCACGCGGUGUGGGGCCGACCCGAGGACUGGCCUAAGAGUAAAGUGAGGCCCGCGUAUAAAGUGACGACAGCUCACGGAGGCACCGAUUUGUUGGGCGAGACGUCGGCAGCUCUGGCCGCGGCCUCCAUGGCCUUCAAGGCAACGGAUCCCAACUAUUCGGUCACACUUUUAACUCACGCCAAGUCUUUGUAUACAUUUGCGGACAAACAUCGGAGCACUUAUACGGUAGAGAUCAGUGACGCCCAAAACUUUUACAAAUCGUGGUCGGGUUUUGGCGACGAGUUGGCCUGGGCUGCCACGUGGCUGCUCAGGGCUACCAAUGAUAGCCAGUAUAGAUCGGAAAUUGACAAACAUUUCAACGAGUUUAGCGUUCAGUUGACGGGAAGGCCCACACAGUUUGGUUGGGACGAUAAGACCGCUGGGGUUCAGGUGUUGGCGGCCGAAGUGACCGGCGAUCAAAAGUAUAAGACUUUGGCCAAGAAUUUCUGCGAUUGGGUCGUCCAUACGGCGCCCAAAACACCAAAAGGUAUGGUUUACAUCGAUCAAUGGGGAACACUUCGACACGCGUCUAACGUUGCAUUCGUUUGUCUCCAGGCGGCAAAAGUGGGCAUAAAUCCGGAAGUUUACAAAAAGUUUGCCGAAUCGCAAAUAGGGUACGCAUUGGGCGACACCGGCCGCAGCUUUGUGGUGGGCGUCGGUGUCAACCCUCCCACGCGACCCCAUCACAGAUCGUCUUCGUGUCCUAAUGAGCCGGUCAUAUGCGACUACUCUGCGAUGUCAAACCCGGGCCCCAAUCCGCAGAUACUGACGGGCGCACUGGUGGGCGGGCCCGACAAGAAUGACGGCUACGCCGAUAAACGCGACGAU
Medioppia subpectinata is the source of this 2407-nucleotide messenger RNA. The record is from the annotation of a GenBank genome assembly. Lineage: Eukaryota; Metazoa; Arthropoda; Arachnida; Sarcoptiformes; Oppiidae.